Molecule: messenger RNA, 1164 nt
Organism: Panonychus citri (citrus red mite)
Lineage: Eukaryota; Metazoa; Arthropoda; Arachnida; Trombidiformes; Tetranychidae
Product: TIP41-like protein
Biological process (GO): TOR signaling
Cellular component (GO): cytosol
Source: RefSeq, a predicted model, not a curated record
UUGGUUUUGUUUUUUUCCAAUUUUGUUACACAAUGAAAACCUUUUUAAUUUAAAUUCUUUAGUUAAAUUGAAUUAAACUUCUAAUUAAUUGAUUAAUUUUAUCUCCUAUGUAUUAGACUGGCUGGAAUUUUAUUCGAAAGUUGUUAUUGUUCACUUGGUGCAUGAGAAAUGUCAGAACCGGUUGAUAGUGUUCACUUUGAUGGGAUUUAUCAACAAACGUAUAAUUUUCAAAAUUGGUCAAUUGUUACUCGUCGGAGUCACAUUUUACAAUCAAGUUGUUCCGAUGGGUGUGAAAUUAAACCAUCUAAUCCAUUGUGUCUUUUUUGCAAAUUUAACUCAGAAUUAUCUCUUAUCCAUUUUCCUGAUAUGACAUUUGCUAAAAAUAUUUUACGCUUGGAAAAUACGAAAGGAUUUGGUCUUGAGUUUGAUUGUCUUAAUGCACUCAAGUCAAUUCCAAAAACAGCUCCCGAAGGGAUGAAAGUUGAAGUUUCUCAGGAAUGGUUAAAGGCAGAGAAGAUUUUGAACAACAAAAGAGUUCCCAAUCCAUUUGACUGGACUUUUACCACAACCUACAAGGGUCAUUUACUUGCAAGUCGUGAUGGUCAAACUUUACUAGAAGAACCAACAAACGAACGGAUUGACAUUGAAAAGCUUAAAGUUAAAGAAAAUAUCCUUUUCUAUGAUGAAGUUCAUCUUUUUGAAGAUGAACUAGCAGAUAAUGGAGUUGCCAAAUGCUCCGUUAAAAUAAGAGUGAUGAGACAUUGCUUCUUCAUUCUACUCAGAUAUUUCCUUCGAGUUGAUGGAGUAAUGGUGCGAAUCCAUGACACAAGAAUCUAUCACGAAGUUGACAAAAAUUACAUGAUCCGUGAAUACACAAGAAAAGAGGAAGAUAUAUCCAAGGUUGAACUACCAAUUGAUAUUUUACUUGAUCCAGUUGAAUUAAGUCAACGAUUACCAACAAAAGAAGCCAUUUACACCAAACUCAAAUUUCCUUGUUAAUUGUUUAUAAAUGAGAAAAGUCAAUUUUUUUUCCUUCAUCCAGUUUAUCCUAAUCAAUUGAUCGAAACUACAACUAAAUUAAACAUCAACAUCUCCAUUGGAUCUCAAAGCCACAAGAAAAAUAAAUCACUUGAAUUGACAAAUUAUAUUUUUUUAAACACUUGA